AUGAGACUGGAUCCACCAGAAUGUGCAAAAUCCAUUUAUUCAUUCACACAAAUGUUUGUGAGUGCCUACAGUAUGUGCUGUGUUAAGGACCCAGGAUACAGAGCAUCAUUCACUCUUCUUCUUCUUUUUAAUGUUUUGUAGAGAAAGUCUGUGAUUGCAGUGAGCUUCAUAGCAGCAUUUCUCUUCCUGCUGGUGGUGCGCCUUGUAAAUGAAGUGAAUUUCCCAUUGCUACUAAACUGCUUUGGACAACCUGGUGCGAAAUGGAUACCAUUCUCCUAUACAUACAGGCGGCCCCUUCGAACUCACUAUGGAUACGUAAAUGUGAGGACACAAGAGCCUUUGCAACUGGACUGUAAUCUUUGUGCCAUCGUGUCAAACUCAGGUCAGAUGGUCGGCCAGAAGGUGGGGAAUGAGAUAGAUCAGUCAUCCUGCAUUUGGAGAAUGAACAAUGCACCCACCAAGGGCUAUGAAGAGGAUGUUGGCCGCAUGACAAUGAUUCGUGUCGUAUCCCAUACCAGCGUUCCUCUUUUGCUGAAAAACCCUGAUUAUUUUUUCAAGGAAGCAAACACUACUAUUUAUGUUAUUUGGGGCCCUUUCCGCAAUAUGAGGAAAGAUGGCAAUGGCAUUGUGUACAACAUGUUGAAAAAGACUGUUGACAUCUAUCCCAAUGCCCAAAUUUAUGUGACCACAGAGAAGCGCAUGAGUUACUGUGAUGGAGUGUUUAAGAAGGAAACUGGGAAAGACAGAGUCCAGUCUGGCUCUUAUCUCAGCACGGGGUGGUUCACCUUCAUUCUGGCCAUGGAUGCCUGUUACGGCAUUCACGUCUACGGGAUGAUAAAUGACACCUACUGCAAGACAGAAGGGUAUAGAAAAGUCCCCUACCAUUACUAUGAACAAGGAAGAGAUGAAUGUGAUGAAUAUUUUCUUCAUGAACAUGCCCCAUAUGGGGGGCAUAGGUUUAUCACUGAAAAGAAAGUGUUUGCUAAAUGGGCCAAGAAACACAGGAUAAUAUUUACACACCCAAACUGGACAGUGUCUUGA
Budorcas taxicolor (takin) is the source of this 1041-nucleotide messenger RNA. RefSeq names its product ST6 N-acetylgalactosaminide alpha-2,6-sialyltransferase 3 (gene ST6GALNAC3). NCBI's taxonomy places the organism in Eukaryota, Metazoa, Chordata, Mammalia, Artiodactyla, Bovidae. Gene Ontology annotation, biological process: ganglioside biosynthetic process; oligosaccharide metabolic process. The transcript is spliced from 5 exons. Gene Ontology annotation, molecular function: alpha-N-acetylgalactosaminide alpha-2,6-sialyltransferase activity. The record is from RefSeq and is a predicted model, not a curated record.